ACGCGCGGUGGGUUAUCCGGCUGCAGGUAGAUGCCAGACCCGUGGCAGCGGCUCUAGCGUGGGCUUUGCAGCCUUAGAGACAAGCUGGGAAAGGGGAGGGGAGGGAAGGGGAGUGGAAGGGGGGAGGUGGAGCGACAGAGCGUGCCAUGCAGUGAGCGAGGGAGUAUCUUUCAAUUACACACCUGGACUCGGGGCCGGAGAAGCGCCUGGCAGGUUGUCUAGAAGCUACUUGUAGAGUUCCUACCGACCUCCUGGCCAUAGUAUUGGGGGUCUCUUCUGUAUUCUUCUGGACGCUUUCAGCUCUGUGGUUGUCGUGUGUUCCGUAGUCUUGCUGAAGAAAUUUUCGGCUGGGAUGCCGGUGGGCAAUUGCCCGAGGAUCCCUAACUUGUAUAAAAGCAGAGUCCAUUUAAAGUUGGGCUGGAGAGCGACUCUCAUUGGUUAGGGUGCUUGGAAAAAAGAGACGCGGUGCAGCCCUUGCUGUGGGGCUGCUGCUGCCUCUGCUGCCGCCGCCGCUGCUGGAGUUGACUCUUCUGGUCUCACUGCUGCUGCAGUAUAAACGUGACUUCCAACAUUUUUAUUUAUCUUUCCCUUUCCUUUUCCAAGAUGUAACUACAGAUCAGACACUAAGGACCUUCACGUUUUGCUGAUGUAGUUUUUGGAGGAAAAAAGGGGGGAGUGAAGGGCGUCGGUUUUUUUUUUUGUGUGUGUGUGUGUUUCGGGGGAAAUUUUCCAUUAUGAGUGUUUUACUAAAGUGAUUUUUUUUUGUCUGCUUCGUCUUUGGCUUUUUUUUUUCUUCCCAAUUUCGGAUUUAUUUAGAGGCGAAUCUGGCUUUGGGGGAAGAGGAAGAAAAGUCGGAUUACAACCAUCACCAACAACAAUAAAAACCACCAGGAUAUUUUUUGCAAAUUUCUGACGGCUUAAAUUCAUGAAGCAAUUGUCCCCUUUUGCAAUCAGCAUUUGGAUCUCAGAAUGAGCAAGGAAAGACCCAAGAGGAAUAUCAUUCAGAAGAAAUACGAUGACAGUGAUGGGAUUCCAUGGUCAGAAGAAAGGGUGGUACGCAAAGUCCUUUAUUUGUCUCUAAAGGAGUUUAAGAAUGCACAGAAGAGACAGCAUGGUGACAGCAUAAAUGGGAGCCUGAAAACGGUGAAUGGGCUCCUCGCUAAUGGCCAGUCUAAGGGAUUAGGACCAGCAUCAGAACAGUCAGAGAAUGAGAAGGAUGAUGCAUCCCAAGUGUCUUCAACUAGCAACGAUGUUAGUUCUUCAGAUUUUGAAGAAGGGCCAUCAAGAAAAAGGCCCAGGCUUCAAGCACAAAGGAAAUUUGCUCAGUCCCAGCCGAACAGUCCCAGCACAACUCCUGUCAAGAUAGUGGAGCCGUUACUGCCCCCUCCAGCUACUCAGAUUUCCGACCUCUCUAAAAGGAAGCCUAAGACAGAAGAUUUCCUUACGUUUCUCUGCCUUCGAGGUUCCCCAGCGCUGCCCAACAACAUGGUGUAUUUUGGAAGCUCUCAGGAUGAGGAGGAUGUAGAAGAAGAAGAUGAAGAAACAGAAGAUACUAAAGCAGCCACAAACAACGCCUCGUCUUCAUGCCAGUCAACCCCCAGGAAAGGGAAAACACACAAACAUGUUCACAAUGGACAUGUAUUCAAUGGGUCCAGCAAAUCCUCAAAGGAGAAGGAACCUGCCCCAAAACACAGAAGCAAAGAGGCUACACCAGGGAAGGAGAAGAACAGUGAACCCAGGGCUGAAAGCCGGAGGGAACAGGCUGCUGCUACCCACCCCCCGGCCACAAACACAGGCUCUUCAGCUAAAGGGCUUGCUGCUAACAACCACCACCACACUCUCCAUAGAUCGGCUCAGGACUUAAGGAAACAGGUUUCUAAGGUAAAUGGAAUCACUCGACUGUCCUCUCUGGGUGCGAGUGCAGCCAGUGCCAAAAAGAUGCGCGAAGUGAGACCUUCACCGUCCAAAACUGUGAAGUACACUGCAACGGUGACCAAGGGGACUGUCACAUACACCAAAGCCAAGAGAGAACUGGUCAAAGAAACCAAACUCAAUCACCACAAGCCCAGUUCAGCCGUCAACCACACAAUCUCAGGGAAAAUUGAAAGUAGCAAUGCAAAAACCCGCAAACAGGUGCUAUCCCUCGCAGGCCCGUCCAGGGCCUCAGUGGCCCCCGGCGUCAAGGUCAAUGGCAAGUUGAACCCAAAGUCAUGCACUAAUAAGGAAGUGGGCAGGCAGCUGAGGGAGGGGCUGCGCACUUCCAAGAGGCGGCUGGAAGAGGCCCAUCCUGCGGAAAAGGCUCAGCCUCCCCCCAAGAAGAUGAAGGGCUCUGCCGAGGCCUCCAGUAAGAAGGUGGUGGCGGCAGCUGCGGCAGCUACUUCUUCUGGGGCUGACAAGAAGCCUCUGCUGAACGGACACCUCCGAAGGGAAGUGCCCGAGAAGAGUCUGGAGAGGAGCCGGCCUAAGCGCGCGGCAGCAGCUGCAGCCUCAGCGGCAGCCGGGGCCGGAAGGAGCCCGGCAGGGAAACAAGCACACGGCAGAGCGGAAGCUGCCGCCUCAGCCUCCUCUGCCUCGGCCGGGGAAAAUCGUUCUACCUCGAACAUGGAGUCCUUGCACAAGCCUCCCGACUCCGCUGGAAAGCAGGAGAAGGGCGGCAGUGGUGGAGGGGGUGGGAGCGGCGGAGGGGGCGGGGGCAGGCCGGGCUGGGCCGGCACCCAUGAGAUCCCCACGCUGCGGCCCUCCGCCAAGGAGUUUCAUGACCCGCUCAUCUACAUCGAGUCGGUCCGAGCUCAGGUAGAGAAGUACGGCAUGUGCAGGGUGAUCCCACCCCCAGACUGGAGGCCUGAGUGCAAGCUCAAUGAUGAGAUGCGCUUCGUGACCCAGAUCCAGCACAUCCACAAGCUGGGUCGGCGCUGGGGGCCCAACGUGCAGCGGCUGGCCUGCAUCAAGAAGCACCUCAAAUCUCAGGGCAUAACCAUGGACGAGCUCCCACUUAUUGGAGGCUGUGAGCUGGACCUGGCCUGCUUUUUCCGGCUGAUAAAUGAGAUGGGCGGCAUGCAGCAAGUGACUGACCUCAAAAAAUGGAACAAACUCGCAGAUAUGCUGCGCAUCCCCAAAACUGCCCAGGACCGGCUGGCAAAGUUGCAGGAAGCCUAUUGCCAGUACUUGCUGUCGUAUGACUCCCUUUCCCCUGAGGAGCACCGGAAACUGGAGAAGGAGGUUCUGCUGGAAAAGGAGAUCUUGGAGAAGCGGAAAGGUCCCUUGGAGGGCCACUCGGAGAAUGCUUAUCACAAGUUCCACUCCCUGCCCCGGUUUGAGCCCAAAAAUGGCCUCAUCCAUGGUGUGGUCCACAAGAAUGGCUUCCGGAGCAAGCUGAAGGAGGUGGACCAUGUUCAGCUCAAAACUGGGAGGCGGCGACUCUUUGCUCAGGAAAAGGAGGUUGUCAAAGAGAAGGAGGAGGAGGAUAAAGGGGUCCUUAAUGACUUCCAUAAAUGUAUAUAUAAGGGAAGGUCUGUUUCUUUAACAACCUUUUAUCGAACAGCAAGAAACAUUAUGAACAUGUGUUUCGGCAAAGAACCUGCAGCAGCUGAAAUAGAGCAAGAGUAUUGGAAGUUAGUGGAACAAAAAGAAUGCCAUGUAGCAGUGCAUUGUGGGAAAGUGGAUACCAACACACAUGGAAGUGGAUUCCCCGUGGGAAAAUCAGAACCAUUUUCAAGGCAUGGAUGGAAUCUUACAGUCCUUCCUAAUAAUACGGGAUCCAUCCUGCGUCACCUUGGUGCUGUUCCUGGAGUGACAAUUCCCUGGCUAAAUAUUGGCAUGGUCUUUUCUACCUCAUGCUGGUCUCGAGACCAAAAUCACCUUCCAUACAUUGACUACUUACACACUGGUGCUGAUUGUAUUUGGUAUUGCAUUCCUGCUGAGGAAGAGAACAAACUCGAAGAUGUGGUACAUACCCUGUUGCAAGCCAAUGGCACACCAGGGCUGGAAAUGCUUGAAAGUAAUGUAAUGAUCUCCCCAGAGGUGCUGUGCAAAGAGGGGAUCAAGGUGCACCGUACUGUACAACAAAGCGGCCAGUUCGUCGUCUGUUUUCCAGGCUCCUUUGUGUCCAAAGUGUGCUGUGGCUACAGUGUUUCUGAAACUGUGCACUUUGCUACCACCCAGUGGACAAGUAUGGGUUUUGAAACGGCCAAGGAAAUGAAACGUCGCCACAUUGCCAAGCCAUUCUCAAUGGAGAAAUUACUCUACCAGAUUGCAACAGCAGAAGCAAAAAAGGAAAAUGGUCCCACCCUCAGUACCAUCUCCGCCCUUCUGGAUGAGCUCAGGGAUACAGAGCUAAGGCAACGAAGGCAGCUUUUUGAAGCCGGCCUCCAUUCGUCUGCACGCUAUGGCAGCCACGACAGCAACAGCUCAGUGAUGGAUGGGAAGAAAAAGCCUCGAAAGUGGCUGCAGUUAGAGACGUCAGAGAGGCGGUGUCAGAUCUGUCAACAUUUGUGCUACCUUUCCAUGGUGGUGCAAGAAAAUGAAAACGUCGUCUUCUGCCUGGAGUGCGCCCUACGCCACGUGGAAAAGCAGAAAUCCUGUCGGGGACUGAAGCUGAUGUACCGCUAUGACGAGGAACAGAUUAUCAGUCUGGUCAAUCAGAUUUGUGGGAAAGUAUCUGGGAAAAAUGGCAGCAUUGAGAACUGUAUCAGCAAGCCUACACCAAAAAGAGGACCCCGCAAGAGAGCAACAGUGGACGUGCCAUCAUCUAGGCUUUCAUCCUCCAGUUCAUCCAAAAGUGCUUCAAGUUCAUCAUGAAGAUGCCAACACUCAUUGUCAAUUUAUAUAUAUUUUUUUGUAAUUAUUAUAUCCUAGUUUGGAGUACUUGCUGUAGAAUACAAGCUGUCUUUGCACUAGCUCUAAAGAAGAUUUUCUUCUGGUUUUAGAGAACUAAUUUUGUUUUAGCAUUAAAUUGUUGAAAUUUUUUUUGUACUUAGGAUAGAUACUGCAGUUGGAAUUUUGGAAACUGCCGUAUAUUCACUGUUUUAAAACCCUUGAGGGGCUGAGAUAUUAAUUUAUCACCCCUCUGGCUAAGCAAAAGCCUUUUUUUCCCCUUUCUUUUUGUUGUUGUUGGAUUGGUUUUGUUUCGGUGGGGUUGUUAAUGUUUUUUUUUUUUUUUGUGGGAUUUUGUUUUUUGUUUUUAUUUUUUUGUGAAGGGGGGGCUUUUAACCCUUUUUUAAUAGGUUGAAAUUUGAUGUAUUUUAUAAUUUGUUCUCCAGACAUGUGAGCAGAUUUUCUAGAGAGAAAGGGGGUAGGAGACAAAAAAAAACUUGAAAGAAGAAGAAGUUACUUUGGCUGUCUUUUCUUCUGUCAUGUGCAAGAUGAGUUUUGUAAUUUUCUUCUUUUAAUUGGAAGAUGCCCAUUCUUUUUCUUUGGGAGGUUAUGGCAGCUGAAGGUGGAUUUUGUUUCCUAACCAUAGGCAAAAGGAUGAGAGAUUUGGAGUGACAAGGUUCUUUUACCAGCACAUCACUAUGCAUCUGUUUGAGAGAGAGAGAGAGAGAGGGAGAGAGAGAGAGAGAGAGAGCGAGAGCGAGAGAGAGAGAGAGCGAGAGAGACAGAGAGAGAGACAGAGAAGACUGCCUACCUUGGAGGGGUCAUGUGAGGGAAAACUGUGCCUGAUUUCAUUAGGAAAUCCAUUCUGUUAUUUUUUUGGUGCUGUUGGCUACUUUAUCAAAAAAAAACAAAAACAAAAACAAAAAAAACAACCCUUCAAUAGCAUCCUUACAAGAAAAAAAAAAGGAAAAAAAAUGAUCGAAGCCCUAAGUGCUUCUUUGUCAUAGAUGUGCAAUCUUUCUGACAUUCCAUUUUCAUCCCAUGGCUGUUGUUGUUUCCCAUCUUUACACAAGUCAGCAUUAAUCCUUUCUUUUCGAAGUUGUUUCAUUUCUGUGAUCACAUUUAGAGCCACUAGGAGGUCUACAUAGUUGUUUUUGAAUGUGAAAAUGCAUCUACGCUCAUCUUGUCUAUUUUUUUUCUCUAUGUUGUAAUAAAACAGAACAAAACACACACAACACACACACACACACACACACUCACACACACACACACACACACACACACACACGAACUCCCAUCCCUUUUUGUACAUAUGCCUGUAAAUUGUUUUAAAUACUUGAGCCUUUUUUCUCGGUGGGGAGGGUGGGAAGGGCGGCAAAGGGACAAGAUGAAGAAAAAGCCUUACGUUUCCGUUUCUUCAUCAGUUGGAUUGGACUGGAUGCUUACAGGGUUUUUCUUGUAACAUUUAUAUAAGUGCUGCUUACUUCACUGAACAACAACAAAAAAAUCAUAAUGGAGUAGCUGUCGCCCUCUUCUGGUUGUGUGUACAGUCUGUGUGGAAUAAAGAAGGGAAACUUUUCACAAGCUGUCCUUUGUUUCAUAAUUGAGUUCAACAAGACCGUAGCUACCCACCUCACACCGAGCUUGCCAGUGAGGACUUGUCAGGGAGCCCUAGCAUACAAUUUGUUGGUUGUUGUUGCAGAAGACUGAACUGUUUUUGGAAUAUUGAACAAUAACAUAAACAAGUCACGUGUUUUCCAAUGUGGUUGUCUGGUUUUUAUGGCCUUGCUGUGUACUUUCCCCUCUUUUUGACAGUAAACUUCUGACUAUGGCUUACAGUUGGACAUUUAAUUUAUUAGCGCUGCUCUGCUCUCUUUCCUUGGAAGGAAAGACUUCAUUGUUGUUUAUUGCCAGUUUUUUUUGUUUACUUUUCAGGUUUGUACUACAAGGUUUAAUAAUAAAAACAAGUUUUUUGGA
Molecule: messenger RNA, 6789 nt
Organism: Monodelphis domestica (gray short-tailed opossum)
Lineage: Eukaryota; Metazoa; Chordata; Mammalia; Didelphimorphia; Didelphidae
Gene: JARID2
Product: jumonji and AT-rich interaction domain containing 2
Biological process (GO): regulation of gene expression; chromatin remodeling
Cellular component (GO): chromatin; nucleus
Molecular function (GO): DNA binding
Source: RefSeq, a predicted model, not a curated record